UUUAUCUUCCUCCUUUGUUUUCUGAAAACUGAGAUGUAAACAGAAAGAGGGAGCGUUAUGUGAUUAUGAAAAUGAUUCCACAAGGUGGUUAUGGCUUUUUGAGUUAGCAUAUAGCCAGUUAGCAUGGGAGAUUUCAUCAGAACAAAUGAACGGAGUGAUAGCUAGCUUAGUUAGCUGCGUAGGUAAUUAACAUGAGCGAAGCGUGUUUUUGUGUUCAGUAUAGCCUUCCAUUGUUUCAAACCCGUUUUUUCUGCAUACAGAGACGCAGUAUGUUUUUGAUAAUAAAAAAUAAAUAUCUAGGACCACUUUUACUAAGCCGGUGGUGACGUUAACCUUAAAACGGUAAUGAAGCAUCCUCGGCAAAAGGAUGAACUCAAUAAUAAAUCUACUUAUAAAGCACAAAUAAAUGAUAGUUUUUUAGUUAUUUAAACAUUCACAUUCAGGCCUCAUGUUCCUCAUUGGUUUUCGGUCUGUGGUAAAGGAAAAAUCCGCUCUACGUUUGUCACGUCCUGCCUGCGGGUCCGUUUCUUUCCUCUGAGGUUUCACAGUUGACAUAGUGUAUCAUCUAAUGGAUGUCGAUUAUUAUUGAUUUCCUACAACCCUUUAACUAGCAACACAUGCUUAUCAUGCUUUCACCGUUAGUACAUGUAUUCAUUCCCUUUUUUUAUUUGUUCAGCUGUUUGAAGUUUAAUCCUGGAUCACUGAUUUCAGCACAAGUAGCAUUGACAACACGGUUAAAAUUAAAUAAGGAAUAAGUAUGUUUUCUUUUAGUUGUAGCUAAAAUGUUUUUAAACCGUAGCCCGCAUCAUAUUAUGAUGGUUCAUUCUCUCUGUCAUGCGAAUUUAGACUUUCUGAGUCCAAGUUAGUUAUUUUCCCUGCGUGUUGUGGAGUCACUCUGAACUGGUAUCCACCCAGUUUGAAUCUGUGAUUAAAAAUAGUGUCUUAAAAGCACUCCAUGUGGCUCCUACAUGGCUUAGUCCCAAACACUGUUCAAAAACAAGAUGCAGCAAACUGUCAGGCACACAGUUUCAUAACCUUGAGUGACAGUAACAUCAUGUAGUUUCUCUUCCAGUACUCACUUACCCUGUUUCCUAUUUUGGGCCAAGAAACACUACAUCAACAGGCUCCUCAUUGGCUGGAAAGGACGUUAAAAGCAUGUCCUAUAUUAUUCUUUAGCUGCAGGGUCCUUGUGAUCAAUGCUGGCAGAGACUUUAGUAGAUACAGAGGAACAGAUGGUUCGUCUUUUGCCUUUAGGCUUGCCACUGAUGAGCAGAAUCCAUUGUUAAGCAGUUGGGUUAGUUUAAUUCCUUUCUCAAAUCGGUUCCUCUUUGUGUAUUAUUAAUACAUUUCACUUAGGCAUUUGAGAAAAGCAGUAAAACUAGCUAUGUACACAGAUUACCAAAAAUAUAGGAAGACCUCUUUGCAAAUAAAUGGUAAAUGACUUGUACUUGUAUAACGCUUUGUCAUUCACACACACGGUAGUAAACUAUUGCAGUGUAGCCACAGCUGCCCAGAGGCAGUCUGACUGCCACCAGGCCCUCAGACCACCACCAGCAGCCAAGGCGGGGGAAGUGUAUUGCCCAAGGACACGACGACAAAGUCGGAUGGAGAGGCAAUCGAACCACCAACCCACUGAUUGCGGGACAAACUCUAACCACCGUUACCACGUUCACCCCAGUGCUACAAGAAAUCUAGUUGUUUUCAGCAGGCGCACAUCAUUUUGCCCCUUCAUACUUAUGCAGUUUUGGUCAUUUCACUGGUUUGAGCGGGUUGCUUGCUCCUAUACUUUUCAAACCCAAAGUGUUUUAUUUUUAAGUAUAAUCAGUAAUGCCUUCCCUACUCACGAGAACGAGCCAGUUUAGGCUGACUGUGUCCUGCUUCACAGAUAUAAGGACUCAGUUCUGGAGGAGAGCUCUGCAGCGAGGGGCCAGCAGCAUUCGAAAAAUGGCCCCUGCAGAGUUGCCUGGUUCUUCAAGCACAACUCAAAGUAUGAAGAAGACCAUCGGGCACCGGGGUGUUGAAACCACCACUGGAGAGACCACGUACAAAAAGACCACGUCAUCUGCCCUAAAGGGAGCAAUCCAAUUGGGCAUUGCUCACACAGUAGGCAGCCUAAGCCAAAAGGCAGAACGAGAUGUUCUCAUGCAGGACUUUGUGGUGGUUGAAAGCAUCUUCUUUCCCAGUGAAGGGAGUAACCUGACCCCUGCUCAUCACUAUAGCGACUUCCGCUUUAAGACCUACGCUCCUAUUGCUUUCCGAUACUUCAGAGAAAUGUUUGGCAUUCGGCCAGAUGACUACCUGUAUUCCCUGUGCAAUGAGCCACUAAUCGAGUUGUCAAACCCGGGAGCCAGUGGAUCCAUCUUCUACGUUUCUAGUGACGAUGAGUUUAUCAUCAAGACCGUUCAACACAAAGAGGCAGAAUUUCUUCAGAAGCUCUUGCCAGGUUAUUUCAUGAAUAUAAACCAAAACAAGCGCACCCUGCUGCCUAAAUUCUACGGACUGUACUGCGUUCAGGCCGGGGGAAAGAACAUCCGCAUUGUUGUGAUGAAUAACCUUCUUCCCCGGAUCAUUCCCAUGCACCUAAAAUACGACUUGAAGGGCUCCACCUACAAGAGACGAGCCUCUCCUAAGGAAAGAGAAAAGGCUGUUCCUACUUACAAAGACCUGGAUUUUAUCCAGGACAUGCCUGACGGUUUGCUGCUGGAAGCUGACAACUACAAUGCCCUAUGCAAGACUAUUCAGAGGGACUGCUUGCUUCUGCAGAGUUUCAAGAUCAUGGACUACAGCUUGUUAAUGGGCAUCCACAACAUGGAACAAGCAAGUCGAGAGCGUGAGCGUAGCGGAGGUAAUUCAGGGGACAGCGUGGCCCUGGAAGGUCCAGUGACUCCUGAUCAGCGUCGACCACAAGCCCAGAAGAGUUUGUACUGUACCGCCAUGGAGUCCAUCCAGGGCGAAGCUCGAGGAAAAGGAGCUCUGGACUCAGAAGACCAUGUGGGAGGAAUUCCGGCUCGCAAUGUGAAAGGAGAGAGGUUACUCAUUUACAUUGGCAUCAUUGACAUUCUCCAGUCCUACAGGUUUAUUAAGAAGUUGGAACACUCCUGGAAAGCACUGGUCCAUGAUGGGGACACCGUUUCAGUUCACAGACCUGGUUUCUAUGCGGACCGUUUCCAGCAGUUUAUGUGCAACACCGUUUUCAAGAAAAUUCCACUUAAGCCGUCACCCUCUAAGAAGAGUCGUGGUGGAGGUCAGGGAGGGCUCAGACGAGCCCCCACUUUGGUGGGUCCCACUCCACUCUCCCACACAGCAGGACAGUCUGCUGGCGACUCCAGACUAGUCUAUCACAGCCAUUUUAAAAGCACAGAGUCAGAGGCUGAGACCGGUGUUCAGUCAGACAAACCAGAUCUGGUUCCUAGGACUCCUCCGCCAGCAGACAAUCCGGCUGAUGCUGAGGCCAAUCUAUCCACCUCAUCUCUAGGCAGCACAGGAGCAGGCUCUGCCUCUCCUCCGCUACGGUCCGUUGGAGUAGAAGUACACAAAUCGGCAAACACAGAUCAUGACCAGGGAACCUCCCACAGUUUGGGGGCGGAAGGGGCCGCUGAUAAUUCAACCAACCUGUCUGGAAAUGAAGAGGUAGUUUCUCUCUCCGACAUCAUCCCAGAGACCAACAUCUGUUUUUGAAAAAGAAAAAAAAAACCCCAAACAAAUCCGGCCACAUCUAUGAAGAUGAGGCGCUUCUGGAUGCGACGAGGUGGUUGGAAGUAAGAUCAGCAUGAGUGAAAGUCAUCUGUCCAAGACACCCCUCCUUAGCACCUGUGUUAUUUAGUCAACCUUCAGUAUAAACUCGAGCCGCUCCGUGAUCAACAAGGAGAGCCGUAAUGAAAAGAAGUGGACGGCUUCAGUGCUUCACAGGCCGUGUGUUCACGUUUGAACACACAGCCUGGACAGCUGUCUGUCCACAGCUGUCCCAGAGAAACGCUUCGGUCACUUGUGUAUUGCAAUGAAGCAAGCCCUCCUUCCUGUUGUAGACAAAAGAGAUGUGAUUGUGCAGAUAAUCCAGCAGAAGCACACUGAGCUCAGAGCACAUGAAGGGCAAACCUCUGUGGAUGGAGGGAGCAACUGGGUUCUUAAUAUGCGACAUCACAUCCUCUGUACCUCUGAUCAGUAAAGACACUCUGAAUGGACAAUGUAGUUAAUAGAAACCAUUCAAUCAACACUUGCUGCUUGACUCCACAAUCACAUAUGCAUUUCUUCCCUAUUGUUUUCUGUGUACAGUAUUUGUAUGGAAUCGGAGCAAGAGGCUGCAGCGAGUCGGGUCGAACCAAACCUGAGGACAUAAGUUUAGUUUCAUGUUUUAAAUUAUUCUUGUAGAAGCCUCAGUGGUACUAUCAAGACAUUUGCCACUGAUGAAUGUAUUUUUACGUUCUUCUGAAGUAGAAUCAGUCUUACCACAUUUAUAACAAUCUGAAAAUCCUCCCAGAUCUGAUGUGGCCACUAGGGACGCACCGAUUGCUGGUCAACCGAUCUUUAAAAAGUCUGAUCUCCUGAUUCAGAAUACCGAUUAUUUUUUAAAUUAUUUUUUCUUAAACGUUGCUAAAUACAGCAACAAAGUUCUUAAGUUAGUAACAGUGGGUGGCUAUUGUUAACCUUGCCUGUGCAAACCAGACCUAAUGGGUGGGUCUGACAGUCAGUCCUCUCUCACAGCAGAGCAAAAUGGGAAAGUGGUUGAUUUUCACACCUUUGUGGAGAUCGAUAAGAUUGGUGGAUAAGAUGGGUUUCUUAUAUAAACAUUGGUAAUAAAAUUGCGGCUGACGUAUUGUUGCGCCCCUAGUGGCCAGAUAUGCUGAAGUAGGAAUGACUUCAGAUCAAAGUGUUUGCAUCCUGGCUGGAUGGUAGAUGCUGGCAAAUUAAUGUUUUUUAUAUAUAUAGAAUUGUAGUCAUUUUUAAGUUAUUGUCUACCUGUCAUGUCUGUGCCUUGUGUGUUUUUCUUUUACUUUUUUAUGUAUAGCUGAUAUUGUUGAAGGUUAGUGCUGUAGUUACACACAGAACCUGCCUUAUCACUACUGCUGAUGUUCAUCAAACUGCCAUUUGUACGUCCUAACUAAACCAGUCAGUUGUGAGGGUUUACAAGAGUUUCAGAUUUUAAUGCAAACACUAACACCAGUUGCCAGUGCGGUUGAUUUUUGUUUUUCCUGACUUCAAGCAGGAGUCAUUUCUGCUGGUUACAGAAAUGACAGCGAGUCUUAGACCAAUAUUACUAACCGUGAGUUGAUGGGGAUUUGUUUAAGACUUUUUGAAAUGAGGGUCUGUUAAAAAGGUUGCAAGCAGUAAAUAACUUACCUGCAGCAGAUAACUGCCUUGGCAUCUUUAUUUAGUAUAAAUCCAGAUUAGUUGGUCGGAGAGGUUGAAGCUAAGUGCUUGUCUGAGAGAAUCCAAGGGCAAAGAGGAUUUCUUAAAAGGUCUUAAAACAACUACAAUCUACAACUACAGACUCAUCUAGACUUUAUGAGAAUUUGUUGGGUGUGAAUUUGUAGAGGAAGCGUGCCUAAGCAUUUGUAGUUAGUUAUAUGUUUUUAAUGUCAUAUUAUGUUAGCUCAUCUACAGCUCAUAGUUUCUGUUACAGUUUAGACUGUAAUAAAGUUUUAUUAACUCGAUCACAGUUAUUGUCAGCAGGGGAUGAUGAGGAAGUAACUCAUUCAGCUUAAGUAAUAGUUAAAAUUCCGUUAGCUGUAUUGGAACUGAAACAAAAGGUUGGCAUUUAUUAAUUAACAGCAAAAUGCCUCUGGACUUUUUUUUUUUUACAAUUACUCCAUUACAUUAACUUUUUAAUGACUUUAUAUGUGAUAUAAAGUGUACUCACUUUAUUGCUAAAAAUCAUGUUUUGUUUUUUUGUUUUUUUUUGUGUGUGUGCAAGAAACCCCCCGUCUCACGUUCAGCUUCUGAACAAAACGUCGGUGAACAAAAGCUUCACGACAAACAGCCAGGAUAAAAUAGAAAGUGCCGGAAAAUCUGAGGGAAAAUAUUCUGGGUUUCAAUGAAAACACCUAUGUGAAUGCUACUUUAAUAACAUUCAUUAAUGAUGCAUGAAAUCAGACACAAAAUUAUCUGUUAUACGUCACGUUUACUGCUUGUAACUUUCAAAAGAACCUGAUUCAAAAAUCUUGAAGAUUAAUGCAUUUUAAAAGCCUUAGUGUUUAUACACAACAAAUUUGGUUUCCUUUAUUGUUUGGAACAAUGAUGUUUAUUCAUGUUUACAACAUGAAUAAAGCUACUGAUGUAGUUGGUGUUAGUUGUCAGAAGGGACUUCUGUUGCAGAAAUUAGAUUUACUACCUAGUGACCGUAGCAAAACUUGCCAUCGUCUCAUUUCCUGUUAUUGUCUGAAGCAUGUGCUCUAUGCAGCCGAGAUGGAGAAACUAAUCAAGAGAAGCAAAUUGGUCAUGUUCAUACAUGCACAGAGUUGAGGGUGUAGGUGUAAGUCUUUUGUAUUCAUGGCACCAAAGAGAGAAGCAGAGCGGACACAUGAAGAGUGCGCCUGAGUUGAAGAAUGUGAGAUCCACUCCUACUUGGAUUUAUGUGUUUUUUACAUGAUAACACACAGGUGACCUGUGUUUUAAAGGUUUAUGAUGAAACUGGAUGUUUGUUUUCCUCCUGAACCAUUUCAUUUCUGAAAUGCUGAAUCUAUUGUGAAUCCAGUAGAUUUUUUUUAAAACUGUUUUUCUUUAUCAUACAGUUGAAUUUAUAGUCUUGAGACAUUUCAAAUGAUAAUUCCACAUUCCUGUAAAACUUCUAUAUACUACAGCUGUGGUAGCGCUUUAGGACCUGCUAUUUCCCACCGUUGUGUUCCGUGGAUGAUGUGCUUCAAGUAUUUAUGCUGAAAUGUUAAAUAUUAACCAUUUGAAACACAUUUGUUUAGUUGCAUUGGCUGAGAGUCAGACAGUCACCAAAAUAACACUCCAAAUGUCUGAUUCUGAUUUGAGAAGAAGUUCAUAUUGUGUUUUCCACAACUGUUUAAUGUGGGGUUUUUUUGUUUGUUUUUUUUUUUUUUGCUGUUUCUUAAAAUCUGUGGUUGUUAGGUUCGGGAUGAAGACCAAGUCUGAGAUUUUCUACCACACUAUGGCACAAUAGAAACAUCCUUUGGUGCUCUGAGGAUGCAGGCAAGUGUAGACACUACAAAACUGAAGUAAUGCAAUACGAACUGCAAUCUGCCACCUUUCAGCCCUGUGGGGUUUAUUUAUUUAUGCGAUCGAUUGUUGUAGGCUGAGAUGAUGAUAGGUUAUUUACUGUUGAUGAUUGUAAACUGACUGAAGGAUGUCUGGAACUUUAUAGCUUUUAAUGCCUAUAAAGGGAGACUAUUUGACAAUUUCACAUUUUAUAUUUCAUGUUUAGAUUGUGAUACCCAAUAUUCUCUCCAUGAUGUUUCUGGCUCUUCCAUUGUUUUUCUACAUGAAUGUUUCAAACGGCUUACGAGCCAGUGUUGCUGGUUGUCCUAUAUGCUUCAAUUACUAUAUUUUUACGGUGUAUAAAUGUGCAUAUGUACAUAUAAGUCACGGAAAUGCCUUCUCAUACAACAUGAACUGCCUGUCCUCCUGCCAUCUUUCAGUUAUAGUAUGUGGUGGUGAUGUUUUUUUUGUCUGAUUUGAAGGAUUAAACAUAUUUUCUAAAUCUGU
Messenger RNA from Poecilia reticulata (guppy), 7665 nucleotides. The record is from RefSeq and is a predicted model, not a curated record. Lineage: Eukaryota; Metazoa; Chordata; Actinopteri; Cyprinodontiformes; Poeciliidae.